ACGAUCUGUUCCACAAAAAAAAUAAAAAUAAAAAUAAAAAAUUCUACUCUUGAGGUCUUCACUUGACCUUUAUAUUUCCCAUUACUGUUGCUUCUUUGUCCUAACUGCAGCAUAGAUACUAAUCAUGCCUGCCCCUUCUUCUUCUUCUUCUGUUUGCCUUCUCCUCUCACUAUCAUUUGUUUUCGCUUGUUUGCUCAUUUUCUUGCCAAUUUCUCUAGCCAAAACCACCAACUCCACUCGCCUACCACGCCAACUUUCCAUUAACUACUAUGCAAAAAACUGUCCUCAACUUGAACAACUUGUUGGUUCAGUCACUUCCCAACAAUUCAAAGAAACUCCAGUUUCAGGGCCAGCCACCAUUCGCCUAUUCUUCCAUGACUGCUUUGUAGAAGGUUGUGAUGCUUCUAUCUUGAUAUCAACGAAGCCUGGAAGCAAAGAGUUGGCAGAGAAGGAUGCAGAAGAUAACAAGGAUUUGAGGGUGGAGGGAUAUGAGAGCAUUAGAAAGGCUAAGGCAUUGGUGGAGAGCAAGUGUCCUGGUGUUGUAUCCUGUGCAGAUAUUCUUGCAAUUGCUGCCAGAGAUUAUGUCCACCUGGCAGGGGGACCUUAUUACCAAGUGAAGAAAGGGAGAUGGGAUGGCAAAAUAUCAAUGGCAUCAAGGGUACCCUAUAAUCUACCUCAAGCAAAUUCAACCAUUGAUCAACUACUGAAGCUUUUCAAUUCCAAAGGAUUAACACCACAAGAUCUAGUGGUUCUCUCAGGAGCACACACAAUAGGUUUUGCUCAUUGUAAGCAUUUUAUCAAUCGCCUCUACAACUACGGUGGCACCAAGCAGCCUGACCCUGUGAUUGACCCAAGGCUCCUCAAGGCACUGAGAAUGUCCUGCCCACAGUUUGGUGGAAAUGAAGACAUUGUUGCACCAUUUGAUGUUACAACUCCAUUCUUGUUUGAUCAUGCUUAUUAUGGGAACUUGGAGGCUAAACUGGGCUUGUUGGCCUCUGACCAAGCCCUGUUUCUGGACCCACGAACCAAGCCCUUGGUUCAGCAGCUUGGGACUAAUAAGCAGAAAUUCUUUCAGGCAUUUUCACAAGCAAUGGAUAAAAUGGGUUCCAUUGGUGUUAAAAGAGGAAGAAGACAUGGUGAGAAGAGAAGAGAUUGUAGUAUACAUGGGUUAUAGCUAAUUUGAGUUUGGUAUAUAUAUAUUUUUUCAUGUUUCUUGUAUGAUUUCUUUAUUUUCUUUCUUUCUUUUUUUUUUGAAGGAAAAAUUUGGCUGCUGUCAAGUGUUUUGGAUUAGGAUUUGAUGUUUGGGAUUUGUUGUAGGUGAGGAUUUUGUGAAUGCAAGGAGAGAUUCAAAGAACUUAGCAGAAUUCUUUCUUUCUUU
Manihot esculenta (cassava) is the source of this 1378-nucleotide messenger RNA. Its product is annotated as peroxidase 19. NCBI's taxonomy places the organism in Eukaryota, Viridiplantae, Streptophyta, Magnoliopsida, Malpighiales, Euphorbiaceae. Bases 125 to 1174 code for a protein of 349 amino acids. The transcript has 3 exons. Gene Ontology annotation, molecular function: heme binding; peroxidase activity. The record is from RefSeq and is a predicted model, not a curated record. Gene Ontology annotation, biological process: hydrogen peroxide catabolic process; response to oxidative stress.